This is a messenger RNA of Cuscuta campestris, 913 nucleotides long. The record is from the annotation of a GenBank genome assembly. NCBI's taxonomy places the organism in Eukaryota, Viridiplantae, Streptophyta, Magnoliopsida, Solanales, Convolvulaceae.
AUGCGGCAGCUUUGUUGAAGAUUAGUGUUAGCCCGGCUGACUGAUGUAAAUAUCUUCAUGCCUCGCGGAGACCAUCUUCGAUCAAAGUGCCUCAUAUUGAGGGCUUAAAUGAAUCGGGCGUCCCCGAUAUGAGCUCAGCUCACUUUUUAGCUGAAACCAAUGUACGAUCGGUGUACCCAAUUCGAUUGGGUUCAAGCUCAUUAGAAAAUAUGUGUGCUUUUACAUCUCCCUUUCCCCCUUUUUCUUUUGUCAAUGUUUGCACAUGCAUGCCCUGUUCAGCCGUUCCAUCCAAUCUUUUGCUCUAAUCUUCCCUUAAUUUUGAUGGAGGAGAAAAUCCAAAUAAUAUAGCUCGCACAUGGGGGUCAAUCAAUGACGCCAUAGGCAAUUGUGAUGGUGAUGACAGACCUUAGUGACGGUGGCAAUGGACAUUUCAGUGUAGCAGACGGAGAAGAUGAAGACCUGCACGCGGAGCAAAGACACGAUAUGGCUAAAUUGCGAGUCCGAUCAAGAGAAUGUGUGUUGGAGCUGCAACGCCUAGGUCCACUCGGCCAACUUUUUGGUGGUGCGGCACUCCCGCAGCCUGCCCUUCCAUGGUUGACUGUCCCUGAUGCCGUGGACAACUCCCGGUUCCAAUCUCAGAUCUACUAUUUCGUCGUGCGAGAGAUGUUCUCGCAGGGAGGUAUAAACGGCAGUGAGGCGGGAGAUGAGCGCGAGGACGAUAACAGCAAGGAAGAUCCAGAGGAGGAAGGUGAUGAUGCGGAUAUCCUGCCUGAAAAGCAAGGAUUGCUCCAGUUUCUCAUUUUUUAUAGUAGGACCUAAUCCUUAUCUCAUCUUACGCGUUUGUAGCUGAAACUUCAAAAGUAGCUAGAACACAUGUUAAGUGUUUCAAAAGCAAUAAUUUAGCAAUUUCUUC